Messenger RNA from Rattus norvegicus (Norway rat), 2374 nucleotides. It is a transcript of the gene Pex19, whose product is annotated as peroxisomal biogenesis factor 19. Lineage: Eukaryota; Metazoa; Chordata; Mammalia; Rodentia; Muridae. Gene Ontology annotation, cellular component: membrane; peroxisomal membrane; peroxisome. The record is from RefSeq and is a predicted model, not a curated record.
GCGGGAUUGAGGGUGGGGCAUGUGGUGGCGCCAGUGGUUCCACCUCCUACGGCAAGUCGGAGGCAGCAAGAUGGCGGCUGCUGAAGGAGGUUGCGGUGCUGGGGUCGAAGCGGACCGGGAAUUGGAGGAGCUUUUGGAAAGUGCUCUUGAUGAUUUUGAUAAAGCCAAACCCUCCCCAGCACCCUCUCCUACCAUCUCGGCCCCCGAUGCUUCAGGGCCCCAGAAGAGAUCGCCAGGAGACACUGCCAAAGAUGCUCUCUUUGCCUCCCAAGAGAAAUUUUUCCAGGAACUGUUCGACAGUGAGCUGGCUUCCCAAGCCACCGCAGAGUUUGAGAAGGCAAUGAAGGAGCUGGCUGAGGAAGAGCCCCAUCUGGUGGAGCAGUUCCAGAAGCUCUCAGAGGCAGCUGGGAGAGUGGGCAGCGAUGCAAGUUCUCAACAAGAAUUUACUUCUUGCCUAAAGGAGACAUUAAGUGGGCUAGCCAAAAAUGCCACUGACCUUCAGAACGCAGGCAUGUCUGAAGAAGAACUGACAAAAGCCAUGGAAGGGCUGGGCAUGGAUGAAGGAGACGGGGAAGGGAACAUUCUCCCCAUCAUGCAGAGCCUCAUGCAGAACCUCUUGUCUAAGGAUGUAUUGUAUCCAUCCCUGAAGGAGAUCACCGAAAAGUAUCCAGAAUGGCUACAGAGUCACCAGGAGUCUAUUCCCCCAGAGCAGUUUGAGAAGUAUCAGCAGCAGCACAGUGUCAUGGGCAAAAUCUGCGAGCAGUUCGAGGCAGAGACGCCCACAGACAGCGAGGCUACUCACAGGGCUCGCUUUGAGGCGGUACUCGAUCUUAUGCAGCAGUUACAGGACUUGGGCCACCCUCCGAAAGAGCUGGCUGGGGAGAUGCCCCUUUGUCUCUUCUCCAGCCUCCUGGCCUCAACUUUGACCUGGAUGCCCUCAAUCUAUCGGGCCCACCAGGUGCUAAUGGCGAACAGUGUCUGAUCAUGUGAAACACAACACGGUUUCCUCCCUGAGUCCCAGCCAUGGGGAACAUCUGGAAUCAACAGAGUCACUGGGAACUGAGGCAGGAGUAUCAUCUGUGGGAGCUGCUGCCCCACACUCUCUACAUCCCAUUCAAGACUGUGCCAUACCAGCUGAGGACCUGUUGUAGGCCUUUUCUAUGAGCCCUACUCCAUUAUGGUGUCUGCUGUUAGAAACGGGCCAAUUAUUUGCUAGGUGAAGGAAGGCAUCCCUUGUGGGGCAUUUUACUUCUUCCCACUCUCCAAAAUAAUGUUACAUGUGGUGGUACUCAUGUUCCCCUUGAUUCCCAGGGACUUUGUGCCUUGUUUCUACUCCCUCCCUUGUGUCUGGGAGCAAGAGCUAAGUCCUAAGACUGCGCUUCUCUUAGGCAGGGCCUCUGGGAAUGAGGAGAAAAGUAGCCUGGGUGGGGCUGGAGGCUUGUCACAGUAUCUGCUAGCCUUCUUUUGGAAUUCUCCGAAGGGAAAGGAAUUUUGCACUUAGUCAGCAGGUUGAAAGCAAAGCCUUGGGCAUUUCCUGUCCUUAGGUGCUGCGCCCUAAUUCCCCUUUCCUCCUGAGAGCUCAAGUUGAUACCCUGGUUCUUUCUACAACUCCAUGAUUUAGGGGACCCCCCGCUCUUGACUUUGCUUUGCCCCAUGACUAUCCUUACCUCCUCUCUUUAGAGUCUUAUUUAUUCUGCUCUUUUUAACUAGGGCUGUGAUGGAUGGAGGCUAAUCUUGUUUCCUUUCAUCUAGUACCUGGACCAUUCUCACUAGACCCUUCUCUGCCUCUUUGGCCAACACAUACUUGUGGUGUCAGAUCUGGUACAUGAAUGGCCAUUCUACCCAGAUAGAUUUUGGUUUAUUUAAGACAUCAGAUUCCCUAGAAUCCUUGGUUCAGGAAGGCGCUUGGGAAAGGGGUGUAGCCAGAUUCUUUUUUUUCCUGCAAGCCCCAUGGGGCAGUGUCCAAUAAAUAUUCUGACGAGCGUGUGGGCUGUUUUUCAUCCAGGUCUAUUCUACUCUUCCUCAGUUUGUGUAGGCUGCUAGGGAAGAGUGAGAGAUGUCAGAAGAGUUGUGUGUGGUGGUGAUGUUAGGUCUGCCACGACCCAGCCCUCCCGCUCAGGUUGCACUUUCAGCAAAAGAAUACUGUCUUCAUCUCCUUGGUACUUCAGUCUUAACUCUUUACAAGAUAAUUGAUGCUAAUGAUAUAUUGUUAACAUGUUUUCUAAAUUACCUAACUUUGAAUUGAGCUGCCUUUUCACAGUGGGGUUAAGGACCAUGGUUGCCAUGUAGUUUAUGGAUAUUCUUUUUAGGUCACCUAGCUGUCCUGGUUCACCUGGAAAAUAACGUUUUAAAAAUAUAUUUUUUAUUUAUUUUA